GUCACCUAACCAUUUGAUUGCCACAUGGCUUUUAAAUUAUUGUACUCGGAUUCAAUAAUAUUAUUAAUUAUCAUUUCAAUGUUCAGCAAUUGGUUUAGCGGUGUAAGUCUCUAGUUGAUUUGAUGAGGUAUCCGAUUUGUAAGGACUUGAGGACGAUAUAUAUAUUUAUGGUGAGUUUGAUUCUAAGUUGAAGUCUACCGUGACUUACGAGGUAACGGUUCAUUGUGAAAGUAUCUUUUGAAUAUCCUCAAGAUUAGUGGUUAAACUGUUGAUUUAUAGGACAGGUUGAGGGGUUGUGUGAAUUUGCAGUUAAAUUAAAAGGUUGAACCGGACAUGUAGGGCCGUAGCUCAUUUAAUCAACUGAUGUAGUAUUAAACAAAACAAGCCUUGUAUUUCCAUAUAUCGUUUUCUCUCAUCAGUGUGGGUAUUCCGUUCUCCUGUGAAUAUAUAGUCUUCUCCCUUCUUCUUCUUGCUCAAGCUCUUCAAGCCAUGGUCACAGAUAUGUGGUUUAGACUAGUUGGUCGGGGCAGUGCGUCCACCUCCUUGUACCUAAGUUCAAAUCUCCUCCCCAUAGAUUAUAGUAGUUUUAGAUAUAUGGUUUGCUUCUGGCUAUGGUUUUGUUCACAGGCUCACAGUUGCUGUUGUUGGAUUCGGUUUUGUUGAAAAAAUUAUUAUUUCUGGCUUUAGAAGGCAGAACUGGAGACAUGCAUGCUUGUUCUGUAUGAGUUCAAUUUCAAGGAGGAAGUAGAAGAAAAUAGUGAUCAUGACAUGCACCAUGGAUGGCCCCUAGGGCUUGAGAUUAUGAACGUGAGACUUAGAGUGAUGGAGAGCUUACCAGCUGCAGUUGUAGGGCGCCGGUCCUCGCACGUGCCCUCCGCCAGUUUCACCUCCUUCUCGUCCUCCAACCUUGACACCGAGUCCUCAGCAUCCUUCUUCCAAGACCACAGCACGUCACUAGGUCGUCUGAUUGGGAUUCGAACGGGUGAUAGAGGACGUUUGUACUUACCAAAUUCCAUUCGCUUGGAAGAGCACGAGAGGAUUUCGAUUAAGGGUUCGCAUUCUGAUGUGUCUACGAGACAUCGAGUGGACAUGUCUCGGCGUAUCUGCAUACCGUUGCUGCUUUGUGCUCUGGUAAAGAUCAGCAGAAGUAAGAACAAGAGCAAGUCAAAGAAGGCAAAGUUUGAUGGCAGAAGCUAAUUUCUACACUUCCAUACGAUGAGAAAUAAAUUUCACUUCCUUAUUAUCGUGCCAAAUUUCUGUAGCCAUUUUGUGUACUGAGUUAUUCAUUGCGACUCCAUAUUUUAUCACAGUUGACAUGUUGAUUGAGA
Molecule: messenger RNA, 1328 nt
Organism: Pyrus x bretschneideri (Chinese white pear)
Lineage: Eukaryota; Viridiplantae; Streptophyta; Magnoliopsida; Rosales; Rosaceae
Exons: 4
Coding region: 709-1197 (162 amino acids)
Source: RefSeq, a predicted model, not a curated record